This is a messenger RNA of Aspergillus costaricaensis CBS 115574, 850 nucleotides long. Its product is annotated as type 1 glutamine amidotransferase. Gene Ontology annotation, cellular component: nucleus; cytosol. NCBI's taxonomy places the organism in Eukaryota, Fungi, Ascomycota, Eurotiomycetes, Eurotiales, Aspergillaceae. The transcript is spliced from 3 exons. The record is from RefSeq and is a predicted model, not a curated record. The coding region runs from base 28 to 780 and encodes 250 amino acids.
GCAGGAACUACCAGCAUAUCCAACACAAUGGCCAAUCAAUCGCCACUACGCAUCGCAGUCCUCAUCAACACACCUCCUGGCAAUGAGUUCUGGAACGAUGUCCGCGGGUCUUACCAGGAUGCCUUUGAUGUUAUUGCACCAAAUGCCAAGGUCGAUAUGUACGAUCCUGUGUUUGAAGGAAAUUUCCCCAAUCCUCAAGAGUAUGACUUGAUUGUCUUGAGUGGAGGGAAAGCCGAUGCCUCAUCCUCGGAGCCCUGGGUCCUUGGUGUUUUGGACUUUCUCCGUAGGACUGCGCGGGAGUCACCAAAGACUAAGAUCCUGGGUAUCUGCUGGGGCCACCAAGCUAUAUCAAGAGCAUUUGGCGGAGAAGUACGAGCAGUGCCUACGGGACCCAUUGCCGGCCUUGAAGAUGUGAAGUUGACCGAAGCUGGAAUGAAGUUUUUCUCUACCCGAUCAGGUGUUAAGACCUACGUGCGUUGUUUGAUGGCUGCCCUUUGGUUACCGGAGUUUCAUGUACGAGAGGUGGCCCGACCUGGAGUAGGCUUUAUUCACCUGGCGGAAAAUCAUGAAAUGUUUGUUAAUCAAGAAAAUACUGUGUUGUCGUUCCAGGCGCAUCCAGAAGUCCAGACCGAACUGGCUAAGAAGAUGUUGUUGGAGGAGGAUGAUGUGUACAAUGGCAAUCUUUCGGACUGGGAACUAGAAGAUCAAUUGGCGAAGCUGGAACGGCCAACAGAUGGCUUUGAAGUGCUGAGACGGGUUAUAGAGUGGGUUAGGGAGUAGAUUUACCCUAUUCGCAAUAUAGAGCAUGGGUCAUGCUAGCAUGAUAGAGGGGUUCUCGAUCUUAACAAAC